Molecule: messenger RNA, 477 nt
Organism: Gongylonema pulchrum
Lineage: Eukaryota; Metazoa; Nematoda; Chromadorea; Rhabditida; Gongylonematidae
Source: the annotation of a GenBank genome assembly
AUGCCCGACGUCAGCAACACAGUGGCAGUAUCGCCUGAUGGGCGCCAUAUAUUCGCUACGGGUACUUACAAACCAUUUCUCAAGUGCUUUGAUGUGAACGAUUUGUCACUCAAAUUUUCGCGAGGCUUGGAUGCUGAUGUUGUAAAGCUAACUGUUCUCAGUGAAGACUAUUCGAAGGUAAGUUUUCCAGGUGCUUGUAUGUCAGAAUUGGUUUACGCGCUGAAAAACAUACUUAAAACACUGAUUUCUUCUUCCAGUAGCGAAAUAUACCGGUUAAAUUUGGAAGAGGGUAAAUUUCUGGAGCCGCUUGUGACAUCAUCACCAUCAUUGACCUGUUGUGAGUUUAACAACGAGCAUCAGCUGUUUGUGUGCGGUACCAGUGAUGGCCGGAUCGAAGCCUGGGAUCAUCGGGAUGCAAGUCGAUGCGGUAUACUUGAUUGCGCUGUACACCUACAGUCUGAGUAUAGUAAAAGGUAA